Molecule: messenger RNA, 2812 nt
Organism: Paramisgurnus dabryanus
Lineage: Eukaryota; Metazoa; Chordata; Actinopteri; Cypriniformes; Cobitidae
Source: RefSeq, a predicted model, not a curated record
GCAGGGUAGGCAGCUCUGGUCUAAAAAUCUUUUUUCCACAUUUGUUUAAACUGUCUUUAUAUACUAAUACAUAAUUAAAAUGUAAGUACUCUGAAAAAUAGAGUAUAAAAGUCGAGUGUCUGUACAACUCUCACAAUUGUUUGAAACACGGCUAAUUAUUUCCAUUCGGGACGAAUAAAAUGAUUUGCUUGGGCAACUGUCACUCUGUAUCGCAACCGUUGCUACCACCCCCGCUGUUACAGGAUCUGCCCACAUGCGCGCGCACGUUUGAUUUGAGGAUUGCAGAGGCACGGAACCUAGAAAGAGUAUGGCAGAGAAACUCACAGCACCUGCAUUUGCAGUGAACGAAAGCAAACAUGGCAAAAAAAGGAAGACCGUACAAGAAAAGGCAAUAAACAAAAAGUAUUUGGAUAAACAAAGAAACCAAACAAGAGUCAACAUCGGCGUGGCUUUCCAGCGAUGGCGAGAACUGCGUGAUCUCAAGGGGCUGAAAAGUGACGCAAUGAUGGCUUUAUUUCUGCUGGACAGUUAUGAGAAAGAGAUAUCAACGUCCACACCAUCAAAAAGUGGAUUUAAAAGGCCACCACCCCCUGUUUCCUCUAUUGUUGCGGAGUCUCUUUCUGACAGAGAUGAUGACUUCUCAGUAGCUGGAGUUGAAGAGUUGGAUAGUAGCAGCGUACAGGAUAAAAAUAUUCAGCAGUUGGAUGCAAGUAUGUCAUCACUGGAUUUGGAUGUCAUCAGUGAAGAUGAAUUUAACAACAUUGAAAACUCGACUAUCGACUGGGAAGAUAACACCUGGUGUCCUGAUAUGGAGACAGAGUCUGUGUCAUCACUUGAAGAAGAAGAAACAAAGGAAAUAGAUACAGACUAUGAUGACAGUGAUGAUGAAGACUAUAUGCCACGUAUUUGUGUGCGGACUGGCGGUGCUCUGAAGAGUCAUAUUUGUCUGGAUGCACUUCCAACAAUUAGUAUGGAGGACACUGUGCAUGAUACUGAAGACAACUCCCAAGACCCUACUAUUGCAGACAUGCAUCCAAUCCCAGAGACUGCUAAAGUCCUGGUUGAGGAUGAUAUCAUUGGCCAGCCAGCAUCUAUAACAUACCACAGUUGUCUGAAGCUGCUUGCAGAAUAUCUUGUUCUACCUGUGAACAUAUGUACUGCUAAGGACACAAACACAAAUGUAGAGUGUGGGGCACAUAAACCAUUUGAGGUCAACAUCCAUUCCAGGGGUACAGCUGCAAUUGUGGAAUGGAUAUGUUGUAACGGUCACACUGUUUGGAAAUGGUCUUCACAGCCCUUUUUUAAAUAUGCAAUGCUUGCUGGGGACUUUAUGUUGGCCUGUAACAUACUGCUGUCUGGCAACAACUAUGCCAAGAUUUCCCUUCUCUUUAAAUUCAUGAAUAUGGGGAUGGUGGAGAGGUCGUCUUUUUUUCGAGUACAAGACUCCUACUGUGUGGACACCAUAAAGGAGUUCUGGAAUGAGAAGAGAGCUGAAAUCAUUGCCCAGCUACAGUCUAAAGGGCCUAUUGUCGCCCUAGGUGAUGCUCGGAUGGACAGUCCUGGAUUCUGUGCACAGUAUUGCACAUACACAACCAUGGAAAAUGAUUCCAAGCACAUAAUCUACAUGGUCAAUAUCGACAAGAGGGAGACACAGAGGAACUCCGUUAUCAUGGAGAAGGAGGGCUUUCAGCGGACCUUUGAGACACUCCGUCAAGAAAUAAACUUGACAGAAAUUUGUACUGAUGCUCAUUCCCAAAUAUCAGCCCUCUUCAACAAAGGAAAAUACAAAGACAGCGGAGUCCACCACACACUGGACGUCUGGCAUGGGUCCAAAAACUUGUGCAAAAAAAUUCAUGCCGCAGGGCAGCAAAAGGGGUGUGCCAUUCUCCAGAUUUGGAAUAAAGACAUUUGCAACCACUUUUGGUACUGCUGUAAGACUGCAGAUACCUAUGAAGAGUUCAUUGACAUGUGGGUGGGACUCCUUCACCAUGUCACAGGAGAACACACAUGGGCCCUUGGUGAGUGUCAACAUGGCCCCUUGCUUGACAGCAGGGAGAAGGAUUGGAUUGAGAGUGGUUCAGUGGCACAUGAGAGGCUGGCCGAAAUUAUUCUGGAUGAACGCUGGCUGAAGAUUGUCCCCAAGUAUCUGCGUUUCAGGUCGACUGCAGAUUUGGAGUCAUUUCACAACCAUGUUCUCAUGUAUGCCAGCAAGCGCUUCAGCUUUUCCCCGCCAGUGUACGCUGCUCGGACCAUGCUGGCUGGCCUAGAUUACAACCACCAUGUCCAUAGACCAGCCAUGAGAAAAGCUGAUGGCACAAUUCUGUACAGCAAGCUGUACAACAAGAAGUCCAGGAAGUGGAGAUUGUAUUCAGUAAAGGUGAAGAAGGACUACAGCUACGUUGCAGACCUACAGCGUGCCAUCCUCCUUCGACGGCUAUCAGCUAAUAAGGGGAUGGCUAGAAGCAGAACCAGGAGACCUGAUGAUCCCCGUCAACAUGGCGUUCUGUCUGGUGCACCUGCCCCAUCAACACAGGAGCUGUUGCAAAUUCAAGUCAGCAGAGGGUCAGGUCAAUUGUUGCCAAAACAAUAAAUCAUCUUCAUAGUUGAUGUGAUGCUACGUCCGAAGUCUGGCCCGUCAACCGUUCAAGACACCUCUGGAGACACCAUGUCUUUAUUUAUGUAUAGUGUUAUUUUGAUUGUUUUUUAUAUCUGUAGAGGUUAUAGUUUUAGUAAUAUAAAAAUAAACAAGUGACAUACUACAUUUGGUUGUCGUUAUUUUAGAAAUAAUACAUAAAUAGUUUAGAAAUCUAAU